Messenger RNA from Acanthaster planci (crown-of-thorns starfish), 3022 nucleotides. RefSeq lists its product as uncharacterized. The record is from RefSeq and is a predicted model, not a curated record. NCBI's taxonomy places the organism in Eukaryota, Metazoa, Echinodermata, Asteroidea, Valvatida, Acanthasteridae.
GUUGUUUGCGGCGCUUCAUAGAGACUAGACGCAUGUGCUGAUCGCACUCUGGAUUGCGUACGGACGUAAGUGCUAGAACGGCGGGUUAGUGUAACAGACGAUCGGUACCUUGGGAGACACUGAGGGACCCAUUAACAUCCCCGGAGGGAAUACUGGUCAUGUGCUUCCGGGGAUCUCGGGGGUCCUACCGCGGACAACUUCGCGGUUGAACAAAAUUCACCGUUGUUGCCCAGGCAGUCUGAUGGGUACAUUUCUCUAUCUUUCACCAAGGUGUCGUCCGUUGAUUUAUUUAUUACACCUUUAGCUAAAAAGAAAUCAAGAGGUAAAAAAAAACAAAAACAAGUAAUUGCUAAUAGGUGUCAGCGUGUCUUGCCAAAUGUCGGUCCUUGACUCAACAAGGCAUCAUAUCAUGGCUGUCCACUUGCUAACGGACCCUUUCAUGUAUAGCAACUAGUCUCGGAUCACAGGGUAGGUGUGGAGGCUGAGGCCACGGCAGUGCAUAGCCAAAGGAUCAGGGGGGUCGUGGACUUGGAGGCUCGGCAGCGCUGAUAGUUCAGCGCAGUCGCGCCAUUGGAGUGUUCUGUAUAGGGGCUUUGUAGGUCACUUGAACUUCAGCCUGCGUGAACUGUGUACUGAACUAUUAAAUCUGCACAGUGAAAUAUUGUUGCCGAGAGAUACUUCAUUGAGAAAUGGCUGAAGUCCCGAAUGAAGGACCUAAAGAGAAACAGUUGCGCUUCGAUUGGGAACUACUUGCAAAGAUCUCUGGAUUAGAGCAUUUUGGACCACCUUCCAAUGUGACAAUAGAAGCGAUAAAUGGAGGCGUGAGUAACUAUGUCUACCGGCUGACGAGCGACAAGGACCCAUCUCACACUGUGAUCGUCAAACAUGGCGAAUCUUACAUUCGGGCAUUUCCAAGGGCGCGCGCUAGCCUCAAAAGAACCAGUUUGGAAUUCUGGGGGCUGAAACGGAUGGAGGAGUUGGCACCAGGUUCCGUACCAACACCGCUGUAUUAUGAUCCAGGGCAGAACUUCAUCGUUAUGGAAGACCUGCGUAGUUACCAGCUUCUGCGUGACCAAAUGAAUCAUGGAACUAUGCACUUCUCGGCAGUGGAGAAAUUGUCAAGUUACCUGAGUAAACUGCAUCGCACCACACACAAAACAGUGGUGGACGAGGAGACUUAUGAAAAGAGUUUGGAAUUCUACAAGCCAAAUGAAAUGACAGGGUACCAGACGUUGUAUUUGUUUGAGAAUCCUUUGACCCAUCAGGGAAAUGGGCAAUAUUCAAAGGAAGUCGAGGCAUUCAAGAUAGACGAGACGCUGUUCCCUAACUUUCUCAAGCUCAAGGCGAUCGAUAAGGACAACCACGACUGCUUGAUACACGGGGAUUCCCACGUCAGUUCUGUCCUUGUCAAAGGAUCAAGUGUUAAGAUUUUUGAUUUUGAGUGCGCUCGUAUGGGACCAGCCGCCGCAGAUUUAUCCAAUAUCAUGGCGGGUUUGAUUAAGUCGUACCUGGAUCACAAGCAUUAUCCCUUGAAAGAGGGUUCGACUUUCCAUGAAGAGCUCAGGAAAGCUGUCGACUCUGUAGUGGAUACUUAUUUCAAGGAUGCAGCGGAGUACUUGAGUGAGAAAGACUACACUAGGACUAUUUCCGAGACGGCAGGAUUCAUCGGUGCCAGACUUGUGCGAAGGGUUUAUGGACUUCCAGAAAUGGGUGACGGACAGAGCAACUCACUAACUAUGAAGGGGUGUCUUCAGAUUGGAUACCAUCUUCUCAGGGACUCUGAGAAAAUCUUCACCAGAGAGGCCUUGAAGAACAGUAUUUUUCAGGAAGUGGACUAAGUUACACCUUUUGGAUGUAGUAAUAAACAUUGUUCAACACACACACAAAACUACACUCAUGUAAAAUUUUACGUAACUGAAUUUUAAAAAACUUCAUAGUUAUUUAGAUGAUUUUUUCAAGCAACUGGCAUGUAUGACAUGAUAAUGAGAAUGAGAGACACGUUUAAGAUUCAUUACACGACAAUUAUAAUGAUAAUAAUGUCACAACAAUGAAAAGGAACAAAAUAAGCAAUCAUCCCAGGCAAUAGAUGACAAGGUACAAGGGAGUAAAAUAAACGAUAUUCAUAACAGAGGAAAAAAGAGAGAAAAUCGUUAAACUUAUGUAAGAUGUACGGGCCUAUUGAUUUCUAUUUUGAAAUUGUAUACAACAGGUGUGAAUAAUCUUUGUAAAAAAAUUACUUGGAAAGUUUAUUUACCAAUGUUUCCGUAAGACGAUUAAGUGAUGCUUCACAAAAUUAGGAAUAAAAAUACAAAAUUACAAUUACUUGCAGUUUAUUUAUGGGAUUUUUGCACCAUAUCAAUCUGUUUCAAAAAGUGCUGCUAAAAUAUGUAUUUUGAAUUUAAAUGAAGAAAUACGUUUUUCAGACGUGAAGUAAACCAACACACGUUCACUAAAUAUGUACUCCACUAGAUCACUGUAAUCUGAUCUCGAUCAAAUUACAGAUUUUUCAGUAAAUCCUGUCAGGUCGUUUUUAUGUAGAUUACUUCAAAAAAGUAUUUUUCCCCAGUUUCCUUUAUGGCCUGAAAAGAGCAUUCACCUCUUAGAAAACUGUCCAGAAGUAAUUUUAAACACGGAGGGAGAUGUAAAUCUGUUUUAACGUCAGCCUGACCACAGUUAGGCUGGCAUUUAUACCAUCGAGGCAUUUCUGUAUUCCAACGAUGCAUGACCAACUAAAGCGUAAACGAGGCUAUCGGAGAACAGCAACACUCGCACACGAUAGAUUGUCCUAUCAGCGCAGCUGUUACUCGAUUCACGCGCAUGCUUUAUUCCUGAAAGACUCAAGUUGGCAAUUAACAAUAAGAAAGGGUACCUCGAAUCAUGCUGAUCACUUUUAUAUCCGGUUGUAAAAUAACAGUGUUACUUUAAUCUUUAGAGUGUUGUUCCAAGAGAAACAAAUUUUUUUAAAAAUGAAAAGAAAAAAAGACAUCAAGAUUAGCCCGAAUAAAAUGUGUGUUUCAAUUCA